GGCCCCCGGGGGCGACGGCGGCUGGACCAUGGCCCGGAGACCCGGGGCGCCGGCCGCCUACGGGGAGGAGUUCUCCUUCGUCAGCCCGCUGGUGAAAUACCUGCUUUUCUUCUUCAACAUGCUCUUCUGGGUGAUUUCCAUGGUGAUGGUGUCCAUAGGAGUUUAUGCCCGGCUGAUGAAGCACGCAGAAGCAGCCUUGGCCUGCCUGGCAGUGGACCCAGCCAUCCUGCUGAUCGUGGUGGGCGUCCUUAUGUUUCUGCUCACCUUCUGUGGCUGUAUUGGAUCCCUCCGUGAGAACAUCUGCCUCCUGCAGACGUUCUCGCUCUGCCUCACCAUCGUGUUCCUGCUACAACUGGCUGCUGGGAUCCUGGGCUUCGCCUUCUCAGACAAGGCACGAGGGAAAGUGAGUGAGAUCAUCAAUAAUGCCAUUGUACACUACCGAGAUGACCUGGACCUGCAGAACCUCAUUGAUUUUGGCCAGAAGGAGUUCAGUUGCUGUGGAGGGAUUUCCUACAAGGACUGGUCCCUGAACAUGUACUUCAACUGUUCAGAAGAUAACCCCAGCCGUGAGCGUUGCUCUGUGCCUUACUCCUGUUGCUUGCCUACUCCCAGCCAGGCAGUGAUCAACACUAUGUGUGGCCAAAGUAUGCAGGCCCUUGACUACUUGGAAGCUAGUAAAGUCAUCUACACCAAUGGCUGCAUUGACAAAUUGGUCAACUGGAUACAUAGCAACCUCUUCUUACUUGGUGGUGUGGCACUGGGCCUGGCCAUCCCCCAGCUGGUGGGAAUCCUGCUGUCCCAGAUCCUCGUGAAUCAGAUCAAAGAUCAGAUCAAGCUACAGCUGUACAACCAGCAGCACCGGGCUGACCCAUGGUACUGAGACUACAUCUGCACUUCCUCAUUAUGGCAACAGCAGAGCCUCAUCACCAACAGCAGUGGGUAUAGUUUUCAACGCUCAGCAGUGGGUACAGCUCUCAAUGCCCAAUGGAGAUUUGGAUUCCAGCCCCCCCCAGCAACAGCCAGUGG
Messenger RNA from Molossus molossus (Pallas's mastiff bat), 1026 nucleotides. It is a transcript of the gene TSPAN33, whose product is annotated as tetraspanin 33. The record is from RefSeq and is a predicted model, not a curated record. Lineage: Eukaryota; Metazoa; Chordata; Mammalia; Chiroptera; Molossidae. Gene Ontology annotation, cellular component: membrane. The coding region runs from base 29 to 880 and encodes 283 amino acids. The transcript has 8 exons.